AUGUCGUCGUCUACUGGCAACAAGAUGCUUUUGGACCAUCUCCAAAAGCUCACCGUCCAGCAUGAGCGCGAGCAAGCCAUGAAGGCUGCUUCGGCCCCUUCCAAGGCUUCUGACUCUUUCCUGGGCCACCAGACUACUGCCUUCGACUCUCGCAAGUCGGUUGGCACGUCUUCGUCCUCGUCCAUCUCGGCGGAUGCUGAGCGCGGUGGCGGAGUCAAGCUCACGGGUCCCAGUGCAAUCAGUACCGCCAACAACCCUUACGCCUUGCUCGGUGAGGAUGCGACUUCUGACUCUUGUCUUUCGACUCACAUGGAUGUCUUAUCCCUUCGAGGAAGCCCCGCCAGUUCCGCCCGCCGUUCGCAGGCUGCAGCUAAGGCCUUACGCCCUACCUCUUCUGCCACGGCCGCUGUCCGGACGUACAAGUAUCCUCCCCAGGAGACCGAUGAGGAGAAUGAUGUAUUCAAGGACACCUUCGUCAGCUCAAAGGAGCGCCCCUUGGUUGUCUCUACUGGCUCCUACAGUCUCGGCCAGGCCCAUCUACAGCAGCCAGGUUUGAAGGGUAAGGGUUCCGCUCAUAGCGGUGAGUACGUUGGCGGAUCUCCCAUCAAGGGCGGCUCUUCCUACAUGCGCAACCCAGUCGACCCUCAGGCGACCUACCCAACUGGUGCUUGCAUCUUCGUCGCCAAUCUGCCUGAGUACAAGGAUGACGUCACCCUUGAAGCGGCUGUCAUCAAGGAGUUUGAGCGAUUCGGAGUUGUCUUCGUCAAGAUUCGUCGUGAUCCACAGGGUAUGCCCUUCGGCUUUUGCCAGUUCACCACCAAAGAGGAUGCUGAAAAUGCUCGCAUCAACGGCAAGGGUUCCUUGAUCCUCGGGCGCCCCUGCCGCACCGAGACAGUUCGCGCCAAUCGUACAUACAUCAUCUUCCGUCGUGAUGGAACCGAAAUCACCAUGGAAGAGGCCAACGAGCUCAUGCGUCCCUUCGGCACGAUCGAGACCUUCCGCGUCCUUGAUCCCCAGAUCCGGGACCAGCUUCAGCUUCCCGUCACAAUCAGAGUUCAAUUCGAGGUGUUCGACCCGUCUCAGCAGGUUCUUCGUGCGUUCCGUCUCAACAAGACGUACAAAGUCGAGCCUUUCGACUUCAAGAAGGCCAUGCAGGCCAGAGCUCGCAACGCCGAUCGCGCUUUUCUUGACUCGUACGAUCGCGAUCGUCGUUCCAUCUUUAUUGGAGACCUCCCUCUGAACUUCAGUGAGAACGAUAUCCGUAUCCUCAUGGAGGAGAUCGGUGGUGUAGUCUCGGUUCAGACCAAGCGUCUUGACUACGCUCGUGAAGGCCCCAAGCUCAUCGCUUUCGUUGAGUUUACCAAUGCCUCGUACCCCGACAUGGCCAUUGAGCGUUAUAACUUGAACCGCAUCGAGGGUUACACGAUUCGCGUCGAGCGGCGCACCGAUAGACGUCGCCGCGACGGUGGUAUUCACGCUCGCAACCAGGGCAACGGCCACAACUCGGGCUACGGCGCCAACUACAACGCCUUCAAUGCUGGCUCUACUGGAGGCAUGCCCCCUUCUACGCCUGCUCGCGAGCAAAGAGGAACCAUGGCUAUUGAGGCCGGUCCCUCCAUGUCUGGUGGCCAAACUACCCAGGGCACUCCUUCCAUCAUGCACGAUGCUUCGCAGCCUACCAACCAGGGCAUCGCCAUGGCCCCUGCCGGCCCUUCUCAUCAAGCGGCCCAGUCUAUGCAGCAGCAGAUACAGGCUCAUAUGCAGCAGCACGUGCCCCAGAUGCAGCAUCACGGACAGCAGUACCUUGCUCAGCAGCAGAUUCCUCACAUUGUUCAGAUGCAGCCCGGCACUGGUCAUUUCAUGGGCCAGGCUCCUAUGCAAUACCCCAUGGCCCCCCCUCCUGUCCCUACUCAGGUCGGCAGCCCCAUGCACAACAACAUGGCCUACAACCCCAACCCUUUCGCUGGUAGUCCCUACUCUCAGGGCACCUUUCCCCAAGGCACCGGCUCUUCCUUCGGUUUUGCCACCCCUCAGCAGACUCCUAUGCCGUUCUGGGGCUACGGUCAUGGCACUCCUCUUUGGACUCCGUUCCCCGUCGACCCCGCUGCUUUCGCAGCUGCGGCCCUCUCGUCGCCCGUUCGCCAGACACAACACGGUAUGGGUGUCGUUACUCAACCGGUUCCCGCUCAGAUGGAUAGCAACCAGGCCAACGGCACUCAGUCUGAGCCUGUCAUGACUGAGAGCACCCAGACUUACGCCACCUAG
Messenger RNA from Colletotrichum graminicola M1.001, 2265 nucleotides. Its product is annotated as RNA recognition domain-containing protein. Gene Ontology annotation, molecular function: RNA binding. NCBI's taxonomy places the organism in Eukaryota, Fungi, Ascomycota, Sordariomycetes, Glomerellales, Glomerellaceae. The transcript is spliced from 8 exons. The record is from RefSeq and is a predicted model, not a curated record. Bases 1 to 2265 code for a protein of 754 amino acids.